Fonsecaea nubica is the source of this 945-nucleotide messenger RNA. RefSeq lists its product as hypothetical. The record is from RefSeq and is a predicted model, not a curated record. Gene Ontology annotation, molecular function: oxidoreductase activity. NCBI's taxonomy places the organism in Eukaryota, Fungi, Ascomycota, Eurotiomycetes, Chaetothyriales, Herpotrichiellaceae. The transcript has 3 exons. The coding region runs from base 1 to 945 and encodes 314 amino acids.
AUGUCCACCCAAGGCGGCUCCAAAGCCAUAGCCCCGACACUUUUCAAAGGGCGCGUCGGCCUCGUCACGGGAGCUGGAUCACCCUAUGGCAUAGGCCGAUCGAUUGUGCUCCGCCUGGCCGAAGCGGGCGCCGAAGUCAUCUACGCGACGGACCUGAACCUGGGGAAUAUUUCCAGCCUGGAGAAAUCCGUCAAGGAAAUCAAUCCGGGCUGCACGGUCGAGGGACGGAAGCACGACGUGGCAUCAGAAGAGCAGACGGUGGCGCUGCUGAAGUCCAUCGUCAAGAAACACGGCCGUUUCGAUUUCUACUUUGCCAAUGCAGGCUUUGCCGACGUCAAGAACAUCAACGACUUGACCACGCGUCAUUACGAGCGCGCAAUGAACGUCAUGGCGACGUCGGUGUUUUACGCCAUCAAGUACGGCAGUCAAGCGAUGGCCGUGACAUCCCCGGCGAAGCCGCAGUCAGCCGGGACGAUCGUGGUGACUGCAUCCGUGGCGGGCGUUUCAGGCCUGUUCUCGGACCUUGGAUACUCAACCGCAAAGACCGCCGCGAUUGGUCUGGUCACGCAAGGCGCCGUGAACCUGUCGGCGAGCAACAUCCGCGUCAACGGCGUGGCGCCCGGCGCCGUCCAGACGAGCUUGAUAGUCAACGCCCCCUUCGCGCAGCAGGAGAAGGAGUUCAAUCUCGUCAUGAGCGAGUCGGAAGCCAAGGAGGCGUUCCAGAAGUACAUUGACGUGCGGGGCGUCCAGGACCAGCAGCAGUACUACUACAACCGCGUCGCGCAGCCCGACGAGAUCGCAGAUAUCGCCGUCUUCCUGGGCUCGGACCUUUCGUCCGCCGUCAACGGGCACGUCGUCGUGGCGGAUAGCGGCAAAACCAAGGGAGCUCUUGGGGAGUCUUACGUGGGACCCGUUCCUCCGGUGCAGCCGUUGGACUUGUCUUGA